Molecule: messenger RNA, 2530 nt
Organism: Macrobrachium nipponense
Lineage: Eukaryota; Metazoa; Arthropoda; Malacostraca; Decapoda; Palaemonidae
Gene: Tbc1d15-17
Product: TBC1 domain family member 15-like
Exons: 14
Coding region: 92-2110 (672 amino acids)
Biological process (GO): activation of GTPase activity
Molecular function (GO): GTPase activator activity
Source: RefSeq, a predicted model, not a curated record
AUUACGAAGCGCUUUUGCUUGUUCAGGGCAAUGUUAUGAACGAGCCUUCAAUUCUAUGUUAGUCAUCAUCACCUGUAGGACGUAAACAAAGAUGGACGAAGAAUUACUUGUGUAUGAACAAGAUGAGGUGUACACUCUGCCGGCCUCUCAAGAGGAACUCUCCGUUAGCGGAAAACUUCGAAUCUUAGAGAAGCGUCAUGGUGUUGUCGUGGAAUGGAGGUGCUCAGACGAUGAAUGCUCUGCAGAGAGUGAGUGGGCAGUGAUUAAUACAGCUGCUGUCACUUUUACACAUCAUAAUAUCUCAGAUUCUGUUGAAAUAUCAACCCCUCGUCGGUAUGUCCGGCCGAUCUGCAUAGAACUGAUUGAUCUUCGUAGUUAUAGGAUUGGUGACAAUACAUCAUUAGUUCUUAUCCAGCGAGAUGGAACCACGCAUCCAGCACUGGCUUUUCACAGUGGGUCUGUGCACUGCUUUGUAGAUGUCCUGCUGAGAUAUGUUGAUGUGAAGAAAUCUGAAAAGGACAGCAACCUCUAUUUGAUUGUUGACAAGAAGCAGAACUCUACGGAUGAGAAGCUUUCUGCCCUGAACUUGGUGCCAGACCGUCGAGGACCGGGUGGAUGGGGAGGGGGAGGUGGGCCGAGUGGAAUUCCCUGGGGUAAUGCGCAGCAGAGAGUUUGGGGGUUCUUUAACAACUGGAAGAGAGAUCCGUACACCACGACUGUCAGUACACUCUCCAAAUUCUAUGAUGCCGUGUUAUAUAAUGGGGUCGAUGGAUAUGUUCGAGAAUCAGAUGGGGAAGAUGAUGUUGCUGAGAUAUUCCACAGUCUCAAUGGAUUUGAAGUUCUGGAACCAGGUUAUGAAUUGCUAACCAAGAAGGGAAAACUUGCUGAACGGCCUGAUGUCGACAGACUGUCACCACUUACUCAUGAUGAAUUCCAGCAAUACAUAGAUGAUGAUGGGAGAAUUCUAGAUGUUGAGCCAUUACAACAAAGAAUAUUCAGAGGGGGGAUACAUCCAAAUCUUCGACGAGAAUUGUGGUGCUACCUUUUGGGUCACAACCAGUGGAAUUCGACCUACAUGCAGAGAGAGGAGAACAAGAGAGAGAAGGAGAACUUGUACUUCACGAUGAAACAACAGUGGAAAACAAUUACACUAGACCAAGAGAGUAGAUUUAGUGCCUUCAAAGAACGCCGAAGUCUCAUUGAAAAAGAUGUGAACCGAACGGACAGGAACCACCCCUUUUUUGAAGGGGAACACAACCCAAAUGUAGUGUUACUUCAUGACAUUCUGAUGACCUAUGUCAUGUAUAACUUUGACCUUGGCUAUGUCCAGGGUAUGAGUGACCUCCUUGCGCCAAUCCUUUAUGUCACACAGAAUGAACCUACAGCUUUUUGGUGCUUUGUGGGCUACAUGGACAUGGUGUACCGUAAUUUUGACAUGGACCAGUCGGGGAUGAAGCAACAACUCCUGGAUGUGCAUCAUCUGGUACAGGUGGUGGACCCAGAGCUCAUGUCCUACCUCGAAGCUCGGGAGUCUGCAAACUUCUAUUUUUGUUUUAGAUGGCUCUUGGUACGGUUCAAGAGAGAGCUUAAUUACGCCAGCACUCUGAGGUUAUGGGAAGUGCUAUGGACUGGUCAGCCUUGCCCAAAUUUCCACUUGUUAGUUGUGGUUGCGUUACUGGACACAGAAAAGAACACCAUUAUGGAGAAUAAGUUUGGAUUCACAGAGAUCCUUAAGCACAUCAAUGACAUCUCGUGUCGGAUUGACCUUGAGCUGACACUUAAAAAAGCAGAAGCCAUAUACUUACAAAUAUCUAAGUCGAACAACGUCCCAGACAGAGUGAGAGCACUGUUAGGCCUUCCCAUUCAAGAAUCUGCUCCUAGUGAUCCUUCUCAAAAGGAUGAUGACGAACCUUUAAGGCCUCAAGACAGUGAUGGCGAAGAUGUUUCCCUCACAGGAGGGUUAGUGGGUGUUGUCAGCAGUAUGAUAGGAUCAGCAGUAAGACACCUGAGCGGGGAUGACCUGACUUCCGUUUCUUUAGAAGCUGUUCCGGGAGGAGAGGACGACGAAGAGAAACGCUUUGAAACAGCGCUCAGUCAUCAAUUUGUAUAGCCAGGGGCAGCAGCAAGGUCUCGCUAUCCUCUUUAACGCAAUUAUGGUUUCCUCCAUACUGGAUGUGGAUUGUAAAUACUGUAUAUGAUUUUCAUAUAUGUCCAUAAGCUUGUCAUAUUGAUUUUUUAUGUAUAAAUAUAAUGGAGUGGAUGAAGGUGAACUUGAAUGAUUGUUUAUUGAAAGGAUGUCAUGACAGCUGUAUGGGUUACACACAGUCUUAUUAUAUAUAUAAGUUAUACAACUUCUAUGAGUUAGUUUAAUACGGUAAAAUUGGACUAAUUUUUUAUUUUCAUUUCCAACUGUAUAUAUUAUUUUCAUAUAAGUAUUUUAUACUGUAUAUUGUAUAAAAGUUAGCACUUUAUCUGUUGAUAAUUUGUUUGAGUUUACAUUCAAAAUAAAAUAUUUUAUUUAGAGAUUAUA